GUGGUUCUGCUGGGGAUGGACAUCCUGUCGGCGCUGGUCAGCAGACUGCAGGAGAGGUUCAGGACGCAGGUCGGCACAGUUCUGCCGAGCCUCAUGGACCGUUUAGGAGACGCUAAAGAUCAGGUGAGGGAGCAGGACCAGGCGCUGCUGCUGAAGAUCAUGGACCAGGCUGCCAACCCUCAGUUUGUUUGGGAGCGCAUGAUGGGAGGCUUCAAACACAAGAACAACCGCACCAGAGAGGGCCUCUGCCUCUGCCUCAUCUCCACCCUCAACGUGUUUGGAUCUCAGAGUCUGACGCUGAGUAAGAUCGUCCCUCACAUCUGCAACCUGCUGGGAGACCCCACCAGCCAG
Notothenia coriiceps (black rockcod) is the source of this 351-nucleotide messenger RNA. Its product is annotated as CLIP-associating protein 1-A-like. The annotation marks the transcript as partial. NCBI's taxonomy places the organism in Eukaryota, Metazoa, Chordata, Actinopteri, Perciformes, Nototheniidae. The transcript has 4 exons. The record is from RefSeq and is a predicted model, not a curated record.